AUGGGCAAUUGGAACUUGGCUGGAGAAAUGACAAUGGGGAAAGCGGGGAAUGUGUCAGUGGGGAAUGUGUCAGUGGGGAAUGUGUCAGUGGGGAAUGUGUCAGUGGGGAAUGUGUCAGUGGGGAAUGUGUCAGUGGGGAAUGUGUCAGUGGGGAAUGUGUCAGUGGGGAAUGUGUCAGUGGGGAAUGUGUCAGUGGGGAAUGUGUCAGUGGGGAACGUGUCAGUGGGGAAUGUGUCAGUGGGGAAUGUGUCAGUGGGGAAUGUGUCAGUGGGGAAUGUGUCAGUGGGGAAUGUGUCAGUGGGGAAUGUGUCAGUGGGGAUUGUGUCAGUGGGGAAUGUGUCAGUGGGGAGUUGA
Messenger RNA from Closterium sp. Naga37s-1, 354 nucleotides. The record is from the annotation of a GenBank genome assembly. Lineage: Eukaryota; Viridiplantae; Streptophyta; Zygnematophyceae; Desmidiales; Closteriaceae.